This is a messenger RNA of Camellia sinensis, 1010 nucleotides long. The record is from RefSeq and is a predicted model, not a curated record. Lineage: Eukaryota; Viridiplantae; Streptophyta; Magnoliopsida; Ericales; Theaceae.
AAAAAAAAAACAGAACAUCAGGCUCAAGCCCAGUCCGUAUAGCGAUGAGCUGAACCUCUCGUCCUCUUAUAAGAAAUGCGGUUCUAGUUAGGGUUUCUCUACAAACCCUCAGCAACAAACCCUAGAUCAGUACCUGACUGCGGGUCACAGCAUCAAUGGGGGCUUACACAUACGUAUCGGAGCUAUGGAGGAAGAAGCAAUCGGAUGUGAUGAGGUUCUUGCUGAGGGUGAGGUGUUGGGAGUAUCGCCAGCUGCCUUCCAUUGUUCGGGUCAAUCAUCCCACUCGCCCUGACAAGGCUCGCCGUUUGGGCUACAAGGCCAAGCAGGGUUAUGUGGUCUACCGUGUCCGUGUUAGGAGAGGUGGCCGCAAGAGGCCUGUUCCCAAAGGUAUUGUGUAUGGUAAGCCUACAAACCAGGGUGUUACUCAACUGAAGUUUCAGCGCAGCAAGAGGUCAGUUGCAGAGGAACGUGCGGGUCGAAAGUUGGGAGGCCUUAAGGUUCUGAACUCUUACUGGAUCAAUGAGGAUUCAACUUAUAAGUACUUUGAGGUAAUUCUUGUUGAUCCUGCACACAAUGCUAUCCGUAAUGACCCAAGAAUCAACUGGAUCUGCAACCCUGUUCAUAAGCAUAGGGAGCUCCGUGGGCUCACUUCUGCAGGAAAGAAAUACAGAGGCCUUCGUGGAAAGGGACAUUUGAAUCACAAGGCACGCCCUUCUCGCAGGGCAACCUGGAAGAGGAACAACACUCUCUCCCUCCGUCGCUAUCGUUGAUUAUGCUGCAAUCACUUGGUAUCUUGGCACUAUUAUUAUGUCUAUUUUGUUUGAAUAUGACAUUAGGUUUGCUCUGUCAAUGAGGUUGAAAUUUUGAUUUUGAGAAUUCUGAAAUCCUGUUCCAGCUUAAGGGUUUGAACUCAUGAUGUUAAUUUAGUCAAUUCGGAUUUUGUGUUGCAACUGAUAAAUUUGUUUUUCAUAUAGCAUUAGUCAUGAAUUUUCAAGAAUUAUUUGAUAGAA